Ectocarpus sp. CCAP 1310/34 is the source of this 1414-nucleotide messenger RNA. The record is from the annotation of a GenBank genome assembly. NCBI's taxonomy places the organism in Eukaryota, Phaeophyceae, Ectocarpales, Ectocarpaceae.
CUCACCCACGCACCACACGGCGGUCGUCAUGCUGGGGAGCGGCAAACAUUACAAAGACGUGAAAGCCUUAAGGCUAGAUGUGGCGGCCAUGAUCUCGGCAGCUGGCCGUAGCUUUCAUUCCGGGAAGGGAGGCGGCAGGCAGAACAAGUACAUCUGCAAUGGCGCCGCAGGAGGAUGCCAGGCGACCGUGCGCGCCUGCAGGCAGAGGUUGGGAGAGUUCAAGGUGACGUUCUUCAUCCCGGAACACAACGACUUGUCUGGCGGCAAGGUCGGAGCGAAAGCGGCUGCGCUCGAGGGCUUCGCCAGUGCCGCCAUGGUCAGCAACCCGACCAUGAAGGGCGCCGACCUCAAGAGGAGCCUGGAGCAGAGCACAGGACUCAGGGUCAGCUACAGCGCGGCGUCACGCCUGAAGGUCGCGGCCACGAGGGCAUCGAAGGAGCAACUGGAACACGGGUACCGCAUCAUGGACUCGUUCCGCCGUGUUAUCCUCAUGCUCGGGCGUGCUGCUCGCGCUGCGGUGCGAAGCCCGAUGAAGGUCGUGGGGAAGGACGGGGGACACCUCAAGGGAGAGUGGAACGGGAUGGUGCUGACGCUGACGUGCAAGGACGCAAACAACGAGAUGAUUCACGUGGCGACGGUGAUCGGACCCAAGGAGGACACCUCCCUCUACAAGACAUUGCUGCGCAACUGCAAGAAAAACCCGAAGAUGAGGGACCUGCUGGAAGACUCGAAGACAAUCUUCUUCACGGACCAGCACAAGGGGGCGACCUGUGCUCUGCGGGGAGAGGCCCCGCUGGCGCAGCACCGGUACUGCUUGAGGCACAUCAUCCUGAACAUAGAGAAGAUUGGCAGCGUACAGGCGCCACUGCUGGUGAUGCACUCGCCGAUGCGCUGCGACUCCCUUGGCACGUUCUACCGAGCAAGCCUCGCGCCUAUGUCCAGAUCAUUGACGAUUGGAAGAGGCAUGAGUGGGCUCACUCUGGUGGGCCCCGACACCGCACUCCAAGACGUUGUCACGAACAACCUUUCGGAGCCAACCAAUUCGGCGGUUGGUGUCGAGGCUAGGAAGCUACCGCCAUUGGAGCUGAUGAGGAGCGUCCUCGCUGAUACCGCCAAGAAGUUCGCCCAUAGUUCCACCCUCGGCAAUGGCACAUGGACACCCUAUUCUGCCGCGACGUUCGAAGAUCAGAGAAAGAAGUCCGCCGGGUAAGUGACAAGAGUGGAGAAUGAACGGCCGCGUUUGGGUUUUUCUGUGUAUGGGUACGUCCUCUUGUGGUUUCGAAGAGACAACCUAGUUCCUGGAGGACUCUCCUGUACUUGCACGGACGGGUGGUGGGUUGCCAACGGGUGGGUGUUCCAUGACAUGUUUCGAGGUGCACGCACGCCGCCGAGAUUCACAUGUACUCACCCGGUC